GCUGGCAGCAAUAAUGACCAUUCGUGGGGUCCCGAAAGUUGAGCGACCCACUGCCCCCCUCGCGUUUCCCUGACAGCGUGACGAACGAACGGUGGGGAAGGGACGUUUGCGAACGUCCCUUCCUUCGCUAACGAGUGUUCCCCUCGCUGGCUGUCAGUAGAAAUGGCACUCUGACUGCCAUUUCUCUUCAGUCACAGCUUUUGAGUUCAGCAUCUUCUUAAUCACACCCUCUUGCAAGCACACCCCCCUCGACCUUGCUCCUUGUGCCCGAGUCCCUCCCAACUGCUCUCACCCUGAUGGCCUCGGUCAAUCCCGAGACCGCUCUCGCGGCUGCUCUGGCUGCUGCCACGUUUCUUGGCACUGCAGCGAAAUACCUCUGGCAAGUACCCUUCUGGUUCGACUGCUCUGCAGUGAACCAGACUCCCUUUGAAUGGCUGUGCGAUUGGACUGCUGCUGAUGAGGCCGAGCUGAGAGCAGCUCCGGCCAAGACGCGACGGGAGUCGCUGAUGGCGACAUACAGGCCCCUGACCUCUGCUGAUGUGGCUGUGAUUGUCGGUCGUUUGGUUGAAGUGGGCAAGAAGCGCCGGGAACGAGGCCACGGAGCUCGUCUGGGCUUCUCUCCCUUGAGACCCGCUGUUUUCACGGCCGCUGCUGCUGCUGCUCUCCUAGACAUCCCCAUUCCUCCCACCAAUAUCUAGUUCGCAGUCAACCGCCCAGACUUUCCUCACUCACCGCCCACAAGCUCGCUGAAGGCCCGCCCUUACUUACUAAAGAGUGUAGAGUUACCACAGGAUUAUGUAGCAUAUUGUCGCAAAGCACUUGGCGCGGUCUCACGUGAUCAUCAUUCGCGCCUUUCUUCAGCCGCCCUCGCUCACCUCGCUAGCUAACGAGUUCAGGACAGCCGCACAGCUUUCCAGCGUGCUCUGUCUACCGCACAGCCCGCCCAUCUGUGACGUGGCGAAAUGGGUUCAUGUGCGAGAUUACGUACCAGGUAUGAACCCACCACGCAUGCCACGUGACGGGUUCCGUUCACAUGCAUGCGCUGUUAUCAUCGGUGCCAAUCCCAGCCGUUGAUGAAGUCCCGAGAAGUACGGAACGUUUUCAGCCGUCCGAUCUGUAACUCAGCCAGCUAUUGUGACGUCACCCACAUGAAUGUUCUGGCGCAUGUACAAGACGUGGACAGAUCGCAGCCGUCGAUGCCCUACUGGAAGGUACGCGAAGCAGAUUAACGGU
Messenger RNA from Closterium sp. NIES-67, 1233 nucleotides. NCBI's taxonomy places the organism in Eukaryota, Viridiplantae, Streptophyta, Zygnematophyceae, Desmidiales, Closteriaceae. The record is from the annotation of a GenBank genome assembly.